Molecule: messenger RNA, 6967 nt
Organism: Pan troglodytes (chimpanzee)
Lineage: Eukaryota; Metazoa; Chordata; Mammalia; Primates; Hominidae
Gene: ABCC4
Product: ATP binding cassette subfamily C member 4
Exons: 30
Coding region: 174-4004 (1276 amino acids)
Biological process (GO): transmembrane transport
Cellular component (GO): plasma membrane
Molecular function (GO): ABC-type transporter activity; ATP hydrolysis activity; ATP binding
Source: RefSeq, a predicted model, not a curated record
GGGCGUGCCGCCGGCGCCCGGCUCCCGGAAGCGGCUGCUUCACAGGCUCCAGCCGAGCGGACAGGCGUGGCGGCCGGAGCCCCAGCAUCCCUGCUUGCGGUCCAGGAGCGGAGCCCGCGGCCACCGCCGCCUGAUCAGCGCGACCCCGGCCCGCGCCCGCCCCGCCCGGCAAGAUGCUGCCCGUGUACCAGGAGGUGAAGCCCAACCCGCUGCAGGACGCGAACCUCUGCUCACGCGUGUUCUUCUGGUGGCUCAAUCCCUUGUUUAAAAUUGGCCAUAAACGGAGAUUAGAGGAAGAUGAUAUGUAUUCAGUGCUGCCAGAAGACCGCUCACAGCACCUUGGAGAGGAGUUGCAAGGGUUCUGGGAUAAAGAAGUUUUAAGAGCUGAGAAUGACGCACAGAAGCCUUCUUUAACAAGAGCAAUCAUAAAGUGUUACUGGAAAUCUUAUUUAGUUUUGGGCAUUUUUACGUUAAUUGAGGAAAGUGCCAAAGUAAUCCAGCCCAUAUUUUUGGGAAAAAUUAUUAAUUAUUUUGAAAAUUAUGAUCCCAUGGAUUCUGUGGCUUUGAACACAGCAUACGCCUAUGCCACGGUGCUGACUUUUUGCACGCUCAUUUUGGCUAUACUGCAUCACUUAUAUUUUUAUCACGUUCAGUGUGCUGGGAUGAGGUUACGAGUAGCCAUGUGCCAUAUGAUUUAUCGGAAGGCACUUCGUCUUAGUAAUAUGGCCAUGGGGAAGACAACCACAGGCCAGAUAGUCAAUCUGCUGUCCAAUGAUGUGAACAAGUUUGAUCAGGUGACAGUGUUCUUACACUUCCUGUGGGCAGGACCACUGCAGGCGAUCGCAGUGACUGCCCUACUCUGGAUGGAGAUAGGAAUAUCGUGCCUUGCUGGGAUGGCAGUUCUAAUCAUUCUCCUGCCCUUGCAAAGCUGUUUUGGGAAGUUGUUCUCAUCACUGAGGAGUAAAACUGCAACUUUCACGGAUGCCAGGAUCAGGACCAUGAAUGAAGUUAUAACUGGCAUAAGGAUAAUAAAAAUGUACGCCUGGGAAAAGUCAUUUUCAGAUCUUAUUACCAAUUUGAGAAAGAGGGAGAUUUCCAAGAUUCUGAGAAGUUCCUACCUCAGAGGGAUGAAUUUGGCUUCAUUUUUCAGUGCAAGCAAAAUCAUCGUGUUUGUGACCUUCACCACCUACGUGCUCCUCGGCAAUGUGAUCACAGCCAGCCGCGUGUUCGUGGCAGUGACACUGUAUGGGGCUGUGCGGCUGACGGUUACCCUCUUCUUCCCCUCAGCCAUUGAGAGGGUGUCGGAGGCAAUCGUCAGCAUCCGAAGAAUCCAGACCUUUUUGCUACUUGAUGAGAUAUCACAGCGCAACCGUCAGCUGCCGUCAGAUGGUAAAAAGAUGGUGCAUGUGCAGGAUUUUACUGCUUUUUGGGAUAAGGCAUCAGAGACCCCAACUCUACAAGGCCUUUCCUUUACUGUCAGACCUGGCGAAUUGUUAGCUGUGGUCGGCCCCGUGGGAGCAGGGAAGUCAUCACUGUUAAGUGCCGUGCUCGGGGAAUUGGCCCCAAGUCACGGGCUGGUCAGCGUGCAUGGAAGAAUUGCCUAUGUGUCUCAGCAGCCCUGGGUGUUCUCGGGAACUCUGAGGAGUAAUAUUUUAUUUGGGAAGAAAUACGAAAAGGAACGAUAUGAAAAAGUCAUAAAGGCUUGUGCUCUGAAAAAGGAUUUACAGCUGUUGGAGGAUGGUGAUCUGACUGUGAUAGGAGAUCGGGGAACCACGCUGAGUGGAGGGCAGAAAGCACGGGUGAACCUUGCAAGAGCAGUGUAUCAAGAUGCUGACAUCUAUCUCCUGGACGAUCCUCUCAGUGCAGUAGAUGCGGAAGUUAGCAGACACUUGUUCGAACUGUGUAUUUGUCAAACUUUGCAUGAGAAGAUCACAAUUUUAGUGACUCAUCAGUUGCAGUACCUCAAAGCUGCAAGUCAGAUUCUGAUAUUGAAAGAUGGUAAAAUGGUGCAGAAGGGGACUUACACUGAGUUCCUAAAAUCUGGUAUAGAUUUUGGCUCCCUUUUAAAGAAGGACAACGAGGAAAGUGAACAACCUCCAGUUCCAGGAACUCCCACACUGAGGAAUCGUACCUUCUCAGAGUCUUCGGUUUGGUCUCAACAAUCUUCUAGACCCUCCUUGAAAGAUGGUGCUCUGGAGAGCCAAGAUACAGAGAAUGUCCCAGUUACACUAUCAGAGGAGAACCGUUCUGAAGGAAAAGUUGGUUUUCAGGCCUAUAAGAAUUACUUCAGAGCUGGUGCUCACUGGAUUGUCUUCAUUUUCCUUAUUCUCCUAAACACUGCAGCUCAGGUUGCCUAUGUGCUUCAAGAUUGGUGGCUUUCAUACUGGGCAAACAAACAAAGUAUGCUAAAUGUCACUGUAAAUGGAGGAGGAAAUGUAACCGAGAAGCUAGAUCUUAACUGGUACUUAGGAAUUUAUUCAGGUUUAACAGUAGCUACCGUUCUUUUCGGCAUAGCAAGAUCUCUAUUGGUAUUCUACGUCCUUGUUAACUCUUCACAAACUUUGCACAACAAAAUGUUUGAGUCAAUUCUGAAAGCUCCGGUAUUAUUCUUUGAUAGAAAUCCAAUAGGAAGAAUUUUAAAUCGUUUCUCCAAAGACAUUGGACACUUGGAUGAUUUGCUGCCGCUGACGUUUUUAGAUUUCAUCCAGACAUUGCUACAAGUGGUUGGUGUGGUCUCUGUGGCUGUGGCCGUGAUUCCUUGGAUCGCAAUACCCUUGGUUCCCCUUGGAAUCAUUUUCAUUUUUCUUCGGCGAUAUUUUUUGGAAACGUCAAGAGAUGUGAAGCGCCUGGAAUCUACAACUCGGAGUCCAGUGUUUUCCCACUUAUCAUCUUCUCUCCAGGGGCUCUGGACCAUCCGGGCAUACAAAGCAGAAGAGAGGUGUCAGGAACUGUUUGAUGCACACCAGGAUUUACAUUCAGAGGCUUGGUUCUUGUUUUUGACAACGUCCCGCUGGUUCGCUGUCCGUCUGGAUGCCAUCUGUGCCAUGUUUGUCAUCAUCGUUGCCUUUGGGUCCCUGAUUCUGGCAAAAACUCUGGAUGCCGGGCAGGUUGGUUUGGCACUGUCCUAUGCCCUCACGCUCAUGGGGAUGUUUCAGUGGUGUGUUCGACAAAGUGCCGAAGUUGAGAAUAUGAUGAUCUCAGUAGAAAGGGUCAUUGAAUACACAGACCUUGAAAAAGAAGCACCUUGGGAAUAUCAGAAACGCCCACCACCGGCCUGGCCCCAUGAAGGAGUGAUAAUCUUUGACAAUGUGAACUUCAUGUACAGUCCAGGUGGGCCUCUGGUACUGAAGCAUCUGACAGCACUCAUUAAAUCACAAGAAAAGGUUGGCAUUGUGGGAAGAACCGGAGCUGGAAAAAGUUCCCUCAUCUCAGCCCUUUUUAGAUUGUCAGAACCCGAAGGUAAAAUUUGGAUUGAUAAGAUCUUGACAACUGAAAUUGGACUUCACGAUUUAAGGAAGAAAAUGUCAAUCAUACCUCAGGAACCUGUUUUGUUCACUGGAACAAUGAGGAAAAACCUGGAUCCCUUUAAUGAGCACACGGAUGAGGAACUGUGGAAUGCCUUACAAGAGGUACAACUUAAAGAAACCAUUGAAGAUCUUCCUGGUAAAAUGGAUACUGAAUUAGCAGAAUCAGGAUCCAAUUUUAGUGUUGGACAAAGACAACUGGUGUGCCUUGCCAGGGCAAUUCUCAGGAAAAAUCAGAUAUUGAUUAUUGAUGAAGCGACGGCAAAUGUGGAUCCAAGAACUGAUGAGUUAAUACAAAAAAAAAUCCGGGAGAAAUUUGCCCACUGCACCGUGCUAACCAUUGCACACAGAUUGAACACCAUUAUUGACAGCGACAAGAUAAUGGCGGUGGCAGGAUUCAGCCUCAGGGAACCCAGGAGACAUGCAUUCUGUAGCUUGAGAUUGGGAACUGGCCUCUAUGUUCCCUCGACCCCUAGCUGAAAGCGUCUCCUGUAUUCUAGAGCUUCUGAUCGUCAGCCAGCUUUCAAUUCGGGGGAACACCAUAAAUACGAUUCUUCCUCAGAUCUUUGAUUUAGGAGGUGUUUUGGUUUUUUUUGUUUGUUUGUUUUUUCCCCUUGUUUGCUUUAGAGAUACCGUUCCAGAAAACACAUGUUCUGUUCUGUUAUUCUGAAAGCUGUGAAAACAUACAGACAAGUGAAUCAGCUGCAAAGCUCAGUGCUCCAAAAGGCAGGCUCAGGGAGUGGCUGGGGAAGUGACAGAUGUUAAUGAAGGACAUAACCAACACUAUUGUCAUCAUGCAGUCCUGUAAUUGCAAGUGCUUAAGGUGUAAUAAUUACAUUUUGUUGCAUUGGUGAAUACUUCUCCACAAAGACGGAUAGAUAUGGUUUUGUUUACUGUAAGUAAAUCAAACAAAAGGCUUGUUGGGAAACAACUGCGACCUAAUUAAUAGCUUUGUUUAUGUGUUGACUCUCCAAAGGGAUUUACCCAGUUUUGGUUCAUUAAGCGCCAUCAAUGUGUUAAGCUUAGAAUUUUAUUUUAUGAAGAUGUCCUCUCAGUUUUAACUUUAUUAAACAUGGUGUAGUCUUAAUGACAGCUAAUUUAAUCUUCAUUUGCUCAGUUGCCACAAAACAGUAGAGCAAGACAGACAAGUUAGAAAUCCUCUUUUUUCUAAUACGCACCACUAUCUCCACAUUAAAGACAGCUUCCUCCCUGUAGUUUUUAGGAUUCGCUGGUUACUUGUGACCUGUUUUCCUUUCAGCCAAUAGCACAGCCUUUUCCUCCAGUCCCUGCACACCCGUCCUUACAACGCUCUGGAUUCUCCCUGGUAGUGUGAGUGAACGAGGAAUAAGCGAAUCUGCAGUUAGAGAAUUCUUCGGGAGUGAAUUACAGAGAAGCAAAACCAGGCCUGAGAAAUUCAGAUUGUAGCUCUUUUCUUUGUAGGCAAUCUUAUGGGUGUAUAAUGUAUAUCUUUCUUUCUAAACCCAAAUCUCUUUUUAGUAGCGUUUCCUCAGAGAAAACAAACUAGAAAUCGUUCUAGCAGAACCAGCUGGAGAAACACAACUCAAAGCUAACCUGAGUUUUAUUUAAAUUCUAUGUUUCAUCUUCAUGGAACUUCUCUUUAAGAAACCGACAAUGGCCACAAUUAGAACAUUUCAGAAGAGGAAAAAUUACUUCUUGAAAAAUAUGCUGAGACAUUUAAUUAAAGUGUUCAGGGGGACAAAGAACUAAUGUGAAGGUAGAAAGCACAAACUGGGGCUGGGCGCGGUGGCUCAUGCCUGUAAUCCCAGCACUUUGGGAGGCCGAGAAGGGCAGAUCACCUGAGAGGUCAGAAGUUUGAGACCAGCCUGGCCAACAUGGUGAAACCCCGUCUCUACUAAAAAUACAGAAAAAUUAGCCGGGCGUGGUGCCGUGUGCCUGUAAUCCCAGCUACUCGGGAGGCCGAGGCAGGAGAUGCUUUUGAACCUGGGAGGCAGAGGUUGCAGUGAGCCGAGAUCGCGCCACUGCACUCCAGCCUGGGCGACAGAGUGAGAUCCAUCUCAAAAAAUAAAAAAUGAACAAACUGGGAGAAUAAAUACACACAAUUGCAGAGCUUUGGGGAAGUGGCUGAGUGGGUCACUGGGACCUAUACCCUUCAUCUUCCCCAGGUGAGAAGAAUCAUUUACUGUUUCAAGACCUGAGGCAGGAUUUUAGGUAAUCUUUGCCACAUGCCAUAGUAUCUUGUCCCAGAGAAGAGUCACAGGCACCCAUUUUACCAGUGAGGGAACCAAUCUCCAACGUCAGAUGACUCUCCGUACACCCCUUUCAUCAUGGUGGCCCAGAAACAACUUCUGAAAUGGAAACCCUCCCACCCUCACUCUGCCUGUUGCUAAGUGGGGUUUCUCUGUAUCGCUUGCUGCCAUAGUGAAAGCUGUUCCGAGCUUUUCUUUUCCUAUGGUCAGGCUUUAUCCUUCACCCUGUCCUGCCCUUCCCCUGUUCCUGAGAUCACCCCACUAUCGGCGAUGGCAUCCUGCCAAUUAAAUGGAUUAAAUUGUUUUGCAGUUUGUUCACUUAAUUUUUAUAUCUAGGACAGCUACCUGGAAUAUCUGCAGAUAUUUAGGCCUGAUAAACACAUCUUCAUUGAGCUUAUGUAACUGAGUAACUGACUAAUGCAUUCCAGUAUAAUGUGUUUUUCCUUGACCUUCUGGAGAGCAGCAAGUGAUUUGAGGUUUGCAUUGCUGGAGAGAUCCUGGGGCCACAGGACCAACAUCAAUGCGUGGCUUAGUUUACAGUUUUACUUGGGUAGAGGAAAGGUGAGGACCAAGCAGGAGAUUUCAGGACUGUUUUCAUGUAGCUACAGAAGAUAUGAAGAUACAAAUUCAAGAUUAUGCCCUUUUUUCUGUACAAAAAGAAGAUUCAGAGUCACUUUAUUUUGUUGUAAAAGAUCUAGAAUCUUUGGUCAAAUCAGUAAAUACAGAUUGAGUCCCCUAAUCUGAAAUCUGAAAUGCUCCUAAAUCUGAAACUUUUUGAGCUCUGAUGUGAAGCUUGUAGGAGACACUCAUUGGGGCAUUUCAGAUUUUGGAUUUUCGGAUUAAGUAUGCUGAAUCUGUAAGUAUGUAUAAUGCAAACAUUGCAAAAUUCAAAAGUAUCUGAAAUCUGAAACACUUCUGGUCCCAGGCAUUUCCUAAGUAUACUCAACAUGCAUAAAGGCUAAGUGGGUAAAGUUCUAUUCUUAGCAUUUUUUCAUGUGCAUCCUAACUUGGCCCUUGUAGCAUCUGAUUGUUCCUUAUUUUCUCUUUUCCAAUAUUUAAUUUGUGAGUCAAGCCUCUGCCCUCAUUCCUGCUGUGUCUCCUUUUUGCUUUUUCUCUCUCUUGUCUAUAGCCAUCAACUUGAGGCAUGUGGUCUUCCAAGGCUAUAGCCUGAAUCCUGGCAUCCCUAUACCUCCUUCCAUAUCUGUUUUCCAGGGC